AUGUCUGGAAAACUCAUCAUGAAGCGUAAGCGGGCGGAUCAACAGCAGACAAAGCGCCCAGAUGAGGAACAGGAGAAUGAAAACACCGCAGAAAAACGCCACAGGAUGGAUUUGGAGCUUAAGCCCGAGCCGGUGGAAUCCGACGACGCUCCAAAUAGUAUAUUAUUCGAAGCGCUGAAUAAAAUCAUAGAACUGCAGGCGGAGCUGGAUGCGUUUGAGCAAGAUUUGGACGAACGGGACGGCUUCGCAGACGAUGCUGAGGAGGAUGCUCAUCUCGAUGCCGAGGUGGCAGCCAAUUUUGCGACGGCGCCACAAAGGAGCGAUGCCGAGGCUUUAGGAUUUGCAAUGUGUGCGCGUGAAACGCUCCUAUUCUUGCAGAGCGAGGGUGUGGAUACGGAAUCGGUGCUGUACAAGACCCUGCUGGGAAAACUAAUGGGCGGAAGCAAUGGACUGUUGCAGGCCUAA
Scaptodrosophila lebanonensis is the source of this 465-nucleotide messenger RNA. RefSeq lists its product as uncharacterized. Lineage: Eukaryota; Metazoa; Arthropoda; Insecta; Diptera; Drosophilidae. The transcript has a single exon. The record is from RefSeq and is a predicted model, not a curated record. The coding region runs from base 1 to 465 and encodes 154 amino acids.